CCAAGCGGAGCCUGGGAGAGUCAGAAGCAUAUCCGGUGUUGAAAGAGCUUGGUGGGCUCCGGAGAGGCGGUUAAGAAGGUGCUGGAUUCUGCCAUCCUGUAAGUGUGCUCUCUGGAGGAUGUAUUAUUCAUCAUGGUUAUGGAAGGCUGUGGUUGGCAGUGCAACCGCCUGCAAUAAUUGCACCAUCUAGAUCAAGAGGACCGGGAGCCCUGAGACUUAGAGAUGAGAGUAACAGCUUUAGUAGGUUCUGCAGCUUCUCAGAACUAACGAAUUGAGAGUGGAGGCUGUGUCCCCCAGACUCUGCCAUCAUGAACAUAUUUGAUCGGAAGAUCAAUUUUGAUGCGCUUUUAAAAUUUUCCCAUAUAACCCCUUCAACGCAGCAGCACCUGAAGAAGGUCUAUGCCAGUUUUGCCCUCUGUAUGUUUGUGGCGGCUGCAGGAGCUUAUUUCCAUGUGGUCACUCAUUUCAUUCAGGCUGGCCUGCUCUCUGCCCUGGGCUCCCUGGGAUUGAUGAUUUGGCUGAUGACAACACCUCAUAGCCAUGAAACUGAGCAAAAAAGACUGGGACUUCUUGCUGGAUUUGCUUUCCUUACAGGAGUUGGCCUGGGCCCUACUCUGGAGUUGUGCAUUGCCAUCAACCCCAGCAUCCUUCCCACUGCCUUCAUGGGCACAGCAAUGAUCUUCACCUGCUUUACCCUGAGUGCACUCUAUGCCAGGCGCCGGAGUUACCUCUUUUUGGGAGGUAUCCUGAUGUCAGCUAUGAGCCUGAUGCUCUUGUCUUCCCUGGGAAAUCUUUUCUUUGGCUCCGUUUGGCUUUUCCAGGCAAACCUGUAUUUGGGGCUGAUGGUCAUGUGUGGCUUUGUCCUUUUUGAUACUCAACUCAUUAUUGAAAAGGCUGAAAAUGGAGAUAAGGAUUAUAUCUGGCACUGCGUUGACCUCUUCUUAGACUUCGUUACUCUCUUCAGAAAACUCAUGAUGAUCCUGGCUAUGAAUGAGAAGGACAAGAAGAAAGAGAAAAAGUGAAGUGACCAUCCAGCCUUUCCCACUUUGGCUUCUUCUUCCUCCACCCUCUCAUUUUCUCUUUGCACACAUUACAGGUGGCGUGUUCUGUGAUAAUGAAAAGCAUCAGAAAAGCUUUUGUACUUCAUGGUUUUCUCUAUUUUGAAAUUUUUGAUCAAAAAACUGAUUAGCAGAAUAAUAGUUUAGAGUUUGGCUUCAUAUUCCUGGAGUUCUUCCCCACUUCCAUUUCUGCCAUCCCCAUCCCUAGCUUCUUCCUCUGCUUAGGCAGCUGGUUUACUGUGAUGAGGAGUGGGGUCUGCAGAGGGAGACAACUCCAGGGGUCUACUUUCCGACUGAGCUGUACCCAGUGGAUCUGAACUGUUGGACAGAGCCACUCAGCCCUUCCUUCCUCAGCACUGUUUGGUUGGUGCGCGGUUCCUAUGGGACUGGGCAGUGUGUUUUCCUUUGGAAGGAAGUUUGCUGGUUCCGUUGUUGCUCAGGUUCAUAAUACCUGAGCUUCUGUCUACCCGUACAAGGAAAAUGAAGAGCCUCCUCUUGUGGAUGCUUUGCCUCUUCUGAGCUGCCCAAGUCGCUGCUGGUCUGGCAAACACACCUUUCGGCCUUGCCAUCAUAAAAGGAAUGUGGAUUUAUGUGUGUUUUCUUUCCUGUCCCUUGUCUGACCCUCAGGAAAUCCGCCUGCUUUCCAUCCUUGGGGUGGGAGGACUUCAGUAAAGGGGAGACUAAUUCUUGUCAGGCACUUAUUAAAUGGCUGAUUAUGUAUGGCAAGGUAGAGCCUAGAAUUCCCAAAUUUCCUCUGGUCUUUAUUUUUUUAUUGGUUAUCACCUUUUUUACUGAGUGGCCUCUACCAGAUAGCUGUGAUUAAAGAUCCCAGGAGGGGAACAAUAGGGAAGCAUAAUAGUUGAGCCUCUGGGCGGUAAUUGUAACUAAUCCCGCCCAACAAACCUAGAUAAGGACUUGUUUGGAACAAAAUCCCCUCUACCAAGUGGUUCUUUGUUCAGAUCAACAGAAUGGGGCUGUGAUGACUUGGGAGGCAGCAUUCAUAGCAGUCCUCUGGUGCAUGUUUGUUAUCUCCUGUCUGGUAACGUCCCAUCUGAUAAUAGGUAGAGUCAAGCCAGAAAUUUGGGGCAGGAGAUAAAUGUUUAUUUUACACAUGCAUUUAGUUUUUGGCUGUGCACCUAUUUCCAUAAAUCUGCAGGUUUGUGGUUGCAAGUAGAGGGAGGGCAGUGCUAAUGGGCAUCACUAUCUCCUUCCCUGUGGGCUGCACAGUCAGCUGGCACAGAUGGGCGGACCUGGGAGCAUUGUGGCUCUGGCUACUCACAAGGCUUUCAGUGUAAGGGGACUGAGCCCUUGGAAGCUCCCUGCCAGUAGGAUACCAUUUUUGGCUCUGCCUGUUCACAGCCAGUACACAGUAUGGCCCAGGGGCUACUAAUUUGCAGUGCACUGUAUCCUUGUGCCAUCCCAUUAAAAGAUUUGUUCCCAGGCUGUGUGUAUUCCUAGGGUGGCAUGCUGCCCAGAAUGACUCACUUCCAUGGAGGAGGCUGCCCUCUGAUUUAACUGCUGCAUCCAGCCUCUGGCUUGAGAACUUACUAAAGGGACUUCCUUCCCAUUAAACUCCAAUAGCAACUCCAUAAAAUUGUUGAUUCUCUGCUAGGUCUGAGAAUCUGAGUUACAUCUCUUGAAGCCAAACUCCACCUCUUGUGCUUUUUUGCUUGGGAUAAAGGAGUUUUUCUUUAGAAACAGUGCCAAGAAUGACAAGAUAUAAAAAAACAAAAACAAAAAAACUACUUUUAAAGAAAAUGUCUAACAGGUUUUUAAAACAGUAAUCACUGUAAUUAUCACUUUCUUUUCUAGUUCCUUGGUUUUCAGCUCAGGCUGCAUUCUCUAACUCAUACUGUGAAGACAGAGGUGUUUUUGAUCAGAAAUAUAUGAAAUCUACAGUCUUAAUUUGUAAAAUAAAAAUAAUAAUAAAAUUCCUUAGCCUUUCCUGGU
Molossus molossus (Pallas's mastiff bat) is the source of this 3008-nucleotide messenger RNA. It is a transcript of the gene TMBIM6, whose product is annotated as transmembrane BAX inhibitor motif containing 6. Lineage: Eukaryota; Metazoa; Chordata; Mammalia; Chiroptera; Molossidae. Gene Ontology annotation, biological process: cellular response to unfolded protein; negative regulation of RNA splicing; negative regulation of apoptotic signaling pathway. Bases 309 to 1022 code for a protein of 237 amino acids. The transcript is spliced from 11 exons. The record is from RefSeq and is a predicted model, not a curated record. Gene Ontology annotation, cellular component: mitochondrial membrane. Gene Ontology annotation, molecular function: enzyme binding.